AUGACUACCCUCCCGCUCGACGUUGAGAAAGAACGAGAGUACACCCCACAGAGCGCACAAUCCUCAGGUACCAAUGAUAUCUCUCCGAAUGAGCCCGAAAGUAAUCAUCAAACAAUAAGAACUCCAGAAAAAGCCGUUGCUGAAGACAUAGACGCGGAUGACGAUGGGUAUCCCAAGGGUCUUCGACUGUUCUGCAUUGUUGUAGCCCUUGGUAUGAGCAUCUUUCUCGUCGCCCUCGACAUGACGAUUGUAGCAACAGCCAUUCCCAAAAUCACCGAUCAGUUCCACAGCCUAGACGAUGUUAGUUGGUACGGUUCAGCCUUCUUGAUGACCACCGGCGGCUUCCAAUCGACCUGGGGGAAGGCGUACAAGUACUUCCCCGUCAAAAUCACCUUUCUCGUCUCCGUAUUCCUUUUUGAGCUUGGAAGCUUGGUAUGUGGCGUGGCUCCAAACUCCGUGGCACUUAUUGUCGGCCGUGCAAUCGCCGGAGUUGGUGCAGCUGGUAUUGGGGGUGGAGUUUUUAUUAUCAUCGCUUUCAUUGCUAGUCCGAAACGAAGGCCUGUAUUCACUGGUAUUGUAGGCAUGUCUUAUGGCAUAGCGUCGGUUGUUGGGCCUCUUGUUGGUGGUGCUUUUGCCGAUCAGGUAACGUGGAGGUGGUGCUUUUAUAUAAACUUACCAAUCGGCGGUUUGGCAGCUGCAUCGAUCGUGGUCUUCUUCCACUCGCCUAAAACGUCUUUGCCCGUCAAGGCAACCGUCAAGGAGAAGGUUUUGCAAAUGGACCCUAUCGGGACCAUCCUUCUAGUUUGUGCUAUCAUUUCAUACAUCUUACCGCUUCAAUUUGGCGGACAGACCAAAGCGUGGAACUCAAGUACUGUGAUCGGUCUUCUCAUCGGUUUCCCUCUCAUGAUAAUUGCUUUCAUGAUAUGGGAAUACUUCCAAGGAGAGAGAGCUGCCUUUCCACCACGCCUAAUUAGUAACCGCCUUAUCUUGGUCAACUCGCUUUAUGCCUUCUUCUUCGCGGGCUCUUACUUUAUUGUCAUUUAUUAUAUUCCCAUCUACUUCCAGAGCAUCCAAAACGUCAGUCCCACGAUUUCCGGUGUCCGGAACCUGCCGUUGAUCAUCUCCAUGUCGAUAGCCCUAAUCGUCUCCGGCGGUAGUAUUACCAAAACUGGCCAUACUGCGCCUCUGAUGGUCAUUGGUGGUGUUAUUGCGACCAUUGGCUCUGGUCUAAUCUACUCAUUGGAUAUUGGAACAAGCACAGGCAAGUGGAUUGUAUACCAGAUAAUCGGUGGCAUUGGAUGGGGACUGGCAUACCAGGUCCCGAUCAAUGCGGCGCAGGGCAUGGUCGAUCCUAGCGAUAUUGCAACAGUGACGGGCAUUAUAAUCUUCUUCCAAACCGUCGGAGGCGCAGUCUUCGUCGCCGCAGCGCAGUCUGCCUUUGUAAAUCAGCUCAUCAUCCACCUUGCCGCCAUCGCACCAAACAUCGAUUCCAGUCUAGUGGUAGCAACUGGUGCAAGCGAUCUACGAAGUGUCUUUACACCCGCGCAAAUGGCUAGUAUCUUGCCCUCCUAUAUGGCGGGKCUCAAGGKCGCUUUUGCGCUCUCCAUUGCUGCGGCGGGAUUGGCUUUUUGUCUUAGUCCAUUCAACAAUUUUAGGAAAAUAAAUGCGCAUGCUGAUAGCCCCGCUGGCGCAGUAGUGUGA
Talaromyces amestolkiae is the source of this 1701-nucleotide messenger RNA. RefSeq lists its product as uncharacterized. The transcript has 4 exons. Lineage: Eukaryota; Fungi; Ascomycota; Eurotiomycetes; Eurotiales; Trichocomaceae. The record is from RefSeq and is a predicted model, not a curated record. Gene Ontology annotation, molecular function: transmembrane transporter activity. Bases 1 to 1701 code for a protein of 566 amino acids. Gene Ontology annotation, biological process: transmembrane transport.